AGGGGCUUUUUGCCCACUUGGAUUUUACACUUCCAACUUAUGAAUUACUGAUGUCUGGCACCUUCAAAAGUAGGUCCCAGGCAAGGCAAAUCAUCAUUUUUAGAAAAUAAUUUGUCAAAAAACUUUUGACUCAACUCGUCUCAAUUGUAUCACCCAUCCCAGUACAUGGUCUCACCCAGUCUUUCUCUAUCUUCUCGUUCUCUCGAUAACUAUCGGUAAAUUUGGUCAGAAAAAUGCCUCUAAAAAUUGCAGUUGUGUGCUCAAGUAAUCAAAACAGGAGUAUGGAAGCCCAUGCCAUAUUGAGCAAGAAAGGCUUCAAUGUGAAGUCGUAUGGAACUGGUGCCACGGUGAAGCUGCCUGGUCCAGCUGCAGACAAGCCCAACAUAUAUGACUUCAAGACAACAUACGAGGAGAUGUAUCAGGAUCUGAAACGCAAGGACCGUGAUUUAUAUACACAGAAUGGUAUUCUACAUAUGUUAGAUAGGAAUAGAAGGAUAAAGCCAAAGCCAGAGAGAUUUCAGAGCACCAAAGAGAAGUUUGAUGUUGUUCUCACUGCGGAAGAAAGAGUUUAUGAUCAAGUGUUGGAAGAUUUCGAAUGCAAGGAGGAAGAAACCCAGAUGCCAGUUCACAUAAUCAACAUUGACAUUCAAGAUAACCACGAGGAGGCCACUAUAGGAGCAUUUAGAAUGAGCAACUUGUGCAUAAAGCUUGAGGGGCUACGAGAUCUUGACAAGGAAAUAGAUGAACUAAUCCAGACAUUUGAAGAUGAACUCAACAUCAGUGUUUUACAUACGCUGUGUUUCUACUGACACUGGUUUUCUUCAGUCUUUAGUCAGGUGCCACAAAGAACUGAAUAACUUACAGGAAUAGACUGUCCAAUUAGGAACUGCUGAUAAGACCUUGUUUUUUCAGUCUUCAGAGGCUAUUCCUCAAAGAAGUACUUACGGGAAAAGACUGCCCUCAGGAGCAUGGUGAGGAAACUUGGGGCUUUCUUCAUUCUUCAGUCAGCUGACACUUGAACUAAAUCCCUUGCAGCAAUGAACUACUAUCAAGAACUGGUGGGAAACCUUGGCUUUCUUCAGUCAGGGGCCAUUUUUCAAAGAAGUAACUCCGUUAUGUGGGCGUGUCUUGGUCUUGUGGUUCUGACACUCACCUUUCAAGCAGAGGGUCUUGGCUUCGAAUCCUAACCAUGGUGUGUUUUCCUUCAACAACAAAUUUUUCCACACUGCUGCACUCGACCGACCCAGGUGAUGUAAAUCGGUACCCGGCAGGAUUAUUUCCUUAAAUGCACUGAGCGCCAGUGAUGGUACAUGUAGCUUGAGCUAAAACCGAAGAAAUAAUAGCAAGCGCUUUGUAUACUCAGGCAAAAAGUGCUAAUUAAAUCCAGCCAUUAUUAUUAUUAUUAUGUUACGGUAAAUGGGGUGCCCAGUCGGGAACUGUUGAUAAUACCUGGUUUAUUUCAGUCUUCAGUCAGCGGCCACUCAAAAAACUAAAUCCCGUGGAUGAUUGGUCUGUCCUCUAGAACGUAGCAAUAUUGCCAUGGUUUUCUUCAGCCUUCCGUCAAAGGCCAUGCCGCAAAGAACUAGAUACCUGACGGGAAUGGACUGUCCAGUCAGGAACUGGUGAGAAAUCCUUGGUUUUUUAUUCAGUCAUAGGACACUCUUAACCCAUUGACUAUGUAUUCUUUAUUUCCGAAUGGACUUUGUACAGAAAUCACCCAGUUCCAGUAGGCAGUGGGUUAAAAGAACAAAUCCCUUUCGGGAAUGACUUUCCUCAGGAACGGGUGAUAACACCUUGGUUUUCUUUAUUCCUCAGUCAGAAGCCAUGCCACAAAAUACUAGAUCCCUUAAAGGAAUGGACUUCUCUGUGGAGAUGGUGAUAAAGCAUUGGUUUUCUUGCAUCAGAGGCCACUCAUUUGUCACAAGAUGCCAUUGAUUUAUAUAUUGGAAUGGAAUGUUGGAUAUCUGUAACCUCAAUCUUAGUCUUAAAUGAUCUCACUCCAUUCAUUAGAUAUUGUACUAUCAUGGUAUCAGAAAUUAAGUUCAAUCCCACACUUACUAAACCUUCCAAAAUUGCAUUUUAUAAGCAUUCUGUAAACUUUGUGGGACUCUUCAUGGUAACAAUGAUAGUGUAAUCUUGUGAUAAUUUGCUUCAACAUUUAUUUGACUUGCAGAAGGCCAAGUUGGUUACUUUAUUCUGUAUGAAUUAUGAUUCCUCGACCAAAAAUACUCUUUUUUAAACAAAAUGUUUUUUGUACUUCACAAGCAAAUGGCAUAUUGUUAAUAAGCUAUAACUGAUAUUCUCUUUGAAAAUCAUGAAAAAAAAUUGGGGGGCAUUUGGACUGUUCAGAAUGACAACAAUUCAUUCUCUUAUCUGCAGCAACCCCUUGUUUAAUGAAUUGGCUUUAUGAAUAAUCACUGUUUUCUUGCACAGCCAAAUACUUAGAAACCUUACCUUACCGCUGUUCCUUCUCUUUGAAGAGGUUGGAUGUCAUGGUUUUCCAUCUGUCUCUGUCCAGUGCUAUCUUGCAGCAUUUGUUUCAUAUCCCAGAAAAGGACCAUAAAUUUUAUGGUCCUUUUCAGGGAUAUGUUUAUCAUGUAUGCUGUUUUUCAUGAAUUUGAAUACAAUUUUGUGAAUUAUUGACAAUCAAUAUACAAGUAAAGCAAUAUAAUAGUCAUGGCUAUCACUGGAGUGCAGACUUUGAUGAAACUACUCUUUUAGAAUUCUGUCCGUAAUUUUUUCUUUGUUUGUAUUUACAUUUUGUAGGCCAAGGUAUAUGAAUAUACCUCUGUAUUUUGUUCUUUGUAAUAAAUCAUGC
Molecule: messenger RNA, 2818 nt
Organism: Lytechinus variegatus (green sea urchin)
Lineage: Eukaryota; Metazoa; Echinodermata; Echinoidea; Temnopleuroida; Toxopneustidae
Product: RNA polymerase II subunit A C-terminal domain phosphatase SSU72-like
Exons: 5
Coding region: 234-809 (191 amino acids)
Biological process (GO): termination of RNA polymerase II transcription
Cellular component (GO): mRNA cleavage and polyadenylation specificity factor complex; nucleus
Molecular function (GO): RNA polymerase II CTD heptapeptide repeat phosphatase activity
Source: RefSeq, a predicted model, not a curated record